This is a messenger RNA of Hippoglossus stenolepis (Pacific halibut), 1643 nucleotides long. RefSeq lists its product as uncharacterized. The transcript has 5 exons. Lineage: Eukaryota; Metazoa; Chordata; Actinopteri; Pleuronectiformes; Pleuronectidae. The coding region runs from base 166 to 1239 and encodes 357 amino acids. The record is from RefSeq and is a predicted model, not a curated record.
UGCUGCUGGCGUGAGCGUGUUUUCACAAACGAGGGAUCACGUGACCGCAGUGAACAAUCAUGGAGUCGCUGGGAGCGGAGUAAUGGGACAUGACACUUAACACAUAGUCUAUGACGCGUGUUCUACUCGCUGCGUUGCGUUAUACACACGCGUUUUUGCGUAGAAAUGGGGAAUGCGCAGAGUUGCGGUGUCGCCUGUCUCACCGUGGGUUCGGUGUAUUUACUUUACGCUCACAUUUACCGCUCUCACCAGCUGCUGAAAACUAACGUACUCUCCAGCGACCACCUGCCCAGCUUCCUCUACCUCUACCUGAGGAGUCUGAGCCGAGCUGUGAGCAGGAGAUCGGGACACCUACACGCCACGCCACCGAAGAAGAGGAGGGAAGCUGUGUUCACGGUCCUCCAGUACAGGCUGGACCCUGUCACUCUGAGGAGGUUCUGCAGUGCAGGGGGUUAUGGUUGGGAUUAUCCAGACACUGAAUACAGAGACAUCCCCCUGUGCUUCCCUGACUUCCUGUGUGGCAGACUGCUGCUGAUGGUGCUCACUGAUCCCAGCUUCAGACUCAGCCCAGCAGGUCUGGUUCGUGUGCGUCAGAGUGUGAAAACCCUUCAGCCAAUUGAUGAGCUGAAGAAAGGUCCGUUCAUGCUGCAGGUGCGAGUCAUGGAGUACCGGCCAAUCGAUGCAGGGGUGGAGGUUGACAUCUGUCUGUCCGCCAGCUCUCGUUCAGGGAGCCUCGUGUGGGAGAGCGUCCUGACACUGCUGUCCAAAAACAAGCUCCACACAGCCGACACAUGCUUCACAAAGACUGAACAUGAGAGUGAGCAGUGUUCUGGCCAACCAUGUGAGCCUGUGCCAGACAACAUGAAGCAGGUAGAGCUCAGAGUUCCCUGGAGAACCAACCUGUUGUGUGCAUGGUCCUCCUCUAUCUACUCCCUCCAUCGGCUCCUCUCUCUACCAGCCUGGCUGUUCGGCUGCAGAUCACAGUCCGCACCGAGUCUCUGGAUGCUGUCAGUCUGCUUGGCUGAAAUCGAAAAACACAAAGGGGUUGAAGUCAUCACAGCUCCGAUCAACGUCACCGUCCAGUUUAGGGAGCCUCUGUUGGUGCCAGGAAAAGUGGUGAUCAGGUUUUGGGAGAUGACCAAAAAAAGGGGUCAGCACUUUGCUGAAGGCCUCAGCUUCCACAUGCAGCAGCCUGGAAGCAACAUAUCUCAUGUGGUGGGGAUGAUUUCUAAGUCUUGAUUAAUAUGGACUGUUUAUAUUUGUACUGUUGUCAAAACAUAAUAAAAAUGUUAAUAUUUUUCUUUUUCCAUUUACUUCAGUUUCAUUUAAAAGUACAUAGUGCACUUUAGUAACUAAGUGCUCUAGGCUGGUUGUGGAUAAUAAGCCUAUCACUGUUCACCUUUCAAGCCUUUUCUCACAUAAUACAAUAUUGUAUAAUUUUUUCCCCUUCUUCAAAAUUUGAAUGACUACAUAAGAACAAUAUUAAUGGAUCUGUCUCUGAGCCAUCUCUUUGUUUUCAGCUUCAUUAAAUGCACCCACCAUGGUACCUAUGAUCAUGUGACGUGAUUGUUCGAUGUGAUGUGUGGUGCUUGGAUCACAUAGAUGAGAAUAAACAGCGGGAUGGAGAUUGAUAUCUUUCCUAA